Messenger RNA from Ochotona princeps (American pika), 1180 nucleotides. It is a transcript of the gene FANK1, whose product is annotated as fibronectin type III and ankyrin repeat domains 1. Gene Ontology annotation, biological process: regulation of apoptotic process. The transcript is spliced from 11 exons. The coding region runs from base 128 to 1165 and encodes 345 amino acids. Gene Ontology annotation, cellular component: nucleus. Lineage: Eukaryota; Metazoa; Chordata; Mammalia; Lagomorpha; Ochotonidae. The record is from RefSeq and is a predicted model, not a curated record. Gene Ontology annotation, molecular function: protein binding.
CGUCCGCCGGGCCCCGCCUCCCCGCCUGCCGGUUGUCAGGACAACCGGCGCGACGCUGGCCCUGCGGCUGAGGCGUUAGAGGGGCGGCGCCGGGGCUCGGCCCGUGGGGGCCCGGGAGCAGCUGACCAUGGAGCCCCAAAAAAUCACGUCCUGUUCCAAGCCUCAUCCACCUGUCGUGGGCAAAGUGACUCAUCACAGCAUCGAAUUAUCCUGGGACCUGGAGAAGGCGGCGAAGCGGCAGGGGCCUCAGGAGCAGUGGCUUCGGUUUUCGGUCGAGGCAGAAGACCCCAAGCUGCACAGCUAUGGCACCGUUUACACGGGCUACGCAACGAAGCACGUGGUGGAAGGGCUGGAGCCGAGGACGCUGUACAGAUUCCGACUGAAGGUCACCAGUCCCUCUGGAGAAUUUGAGUAUAGUCCAGUCGUCUCAGUAUGCACAACCAGGGAACCCGUCAGCAGCGAGUGCUUCCACCGAGCUGUCACAGUGAACGACGAGGAUUUGCUUCUCCGGAUCCUUCAGGGAGGCCACAUUAAAGUGGAUGUUCCCAAUAAGUUCGGCUUCACUGCUCUGAUGGUUGCUGCCCAGAAAGGCUACACAAGCCUCGUGAAGAUCUUAGUUUCUAACGGCACCGAUGUGAAUCUGAGGAAUGGAAGUGGCAAGGACAGUCUGAUGCUCGCAUGCUAUGCGGGUCACCUCGAUGUUGUGCAGUAUCUCCGGAGACAUGGAGCUUCCUGGGAGGCCACCGACCUGGGCGGCUGCACGGCUCUGCACUGGGCUGCAGACGGAGGCCACUGCCACGUGAUCGAGUGGAUGAUAAAGGAUGGCUGUGAGGUGGACGCCGUGGACAGUGGUUCGGGCUGGACCCCGCUGAUGAGAGUCUCUGCUAUGUCUGGAAACCAGAGGGUGGCCUCUCUCCUCAUUGAGGCGGGGGCCGACGUGAAUGUCAAGGACAGAGACGGGAAGACGCCGCUCAUGGUGGCUGUGUUGAAUAAUCAUGAAGAGUUAGUUCAGUUACUGCUUGAACGAGGGGCAGAUGCAACGAUAAAAAAUGAGUUUGGCAAAGGCGUCCUAGAAAUGGCCCGAGUGUUUGACCGACAGAAUGUAAUCUCCUUAUUAGAAGACAGGAAGAAAAGGCAGCUGCCAAAGAAGUCAUCUGUCUGCUGACGAGAGCGCCACCUG